Messenger RNA from Thelazia callipaeda (thelaziosis nematode), 1845 nucleotides. The record is from the annotation of a GenBank genome assembly. NCBI's taxonomy places the organism in Eukaryota, Metazoa, Nematoda, Chromadorea, Rhabditida, Thelaziidae.
AUGUCGUCUACCGAAGAAUACUCUCUAGAUGCAAUUUUUCCUUCCUUACCACGUACUAUUCGUGGAAUGCCACUAUCUGUUAGUGCAAGUCCAGAUGGCCAGAAAUUAAUAUACUGCAACGGGAAUUCCGUUUAUAUUCGCAAUAUGGAGAAUCUGAAGGAGUGUGAAGUUUACACUGAGCACUCUAGUCCCACCACUGUGGCCAAAUAUUCUCCAUCCGGAUUUUACAUUGCAUCAGGUGACCAGUCUGGAAAAAUACGUAUAUGGGAUUCUACGCAACCUACGCACAUUUUGAAAUCUGAGUAUCCAGUUUUGUCUGGUCCCAUUCGUGACAUUGCCUGGUCUGACGAUAGCAAAAGAAUAGCAGUAGUCGGGGAAGGACGAGAAAGAUUUGGACAUGUUUUUCUCUUUGAUACCGGGACGUCAAAUGGAAAUCUUUCUGGACAGAGUCGUACAAUGUCUACUAUUGAUUUUCGACCCACUAGACCUUAUAGGCUUGUGAGCGGUUCAGAAGAUAACACUGUGGCAAUCUUUGAAGGACCUCCGUUCAAAUUCAUGUCUCUUUUUCACGAGCAUGCACGUUUCAUUUAUUGUGUCCGUUAUAAUGCUUCCGGUACGCAAUUUGCCAGCGCAGGAGCGGAUGGGAAGGUGGUGUUAUACGAAGGAAUUAGUGGUCAAAAAGAAGGCGAAUUUGUUGAUGAUCGAUGUAAUAAAGUGGCACAUGCUGGUAGCGUUUUUGCAAUAUGUUGGUCUCCGGACGGACGGAAAAUUGCUACAGCAUCUGGAGAUAAGACCAUAAAAAUUUGGGAUGUUACGACAACGAAACUGGAAAAGACUUUUGUCAUUGGAAGUGCCGUUGAUGACCAACAACUUUGUGUAGUUUGGAGUAAAGUUUUUCUGGUUGGAGUGAGUUUAUCAGGUUUCAUAAAUAUCUUGGACUUGGAGAAUGGCUCUGUGUCAAAAGUUAUUAAAGGACAUAACAAACCAAUAACAUCUUUGACAGUGUGUUCAGAAAAACUGUCGGCCUUUACUGCAGAUUUUGAAGGAAAUAUUACGCAUUGGGGUCUCAAAUCAGGCUCUUCAGACAGAUUAGUGCCAGCUAUUCAUAAGUCGCAGGUAUCUGCAAUGAAUUUCACACCAAAAAACGAGUUAAUAUCUGUUGGUUGGGAUGACUCAAUCGCCUUUACUGUCUUGUCUGAUUCGUUCAACAACAUUCAGUCAAAUAAAAUAAAAUUGCCAUCCCAACCACGGGGACUGUCAUCAUGCUCAGAUGGUAAAGUUGUAGUUGUUGCUUGUGUAAAAUCAGUAGUGGUUUUUGUAAAUGGUAAAGAGGCUUCUUCGUUAAAUAUUAACUAUGAAGCAUCCUGUGUUUCGAUUUCUCCUGAUGCGACGUCUUUUGUUGUCGGGAGCCAGGAUGGUAAAGUAUAUGUAUAUGCUAUGAAUGACAAUAAAAUUAAAGAAAUAAAAACGAUCUCUCAUACGGGAACCGUCACAUCGCUCUCAUGGAGCCCGGAUGGUAAUUAUUUUGUCGCAACGGAUGCAAACAGAAAGGUAGUGCCUUAUUCUGUAACUGAUAAUUAUUCUGUGGUCGCAAAGAAAGAGUGGACAUUUCAUUCGGCUAGAGUGAAUUGUUCUGCCUGGUCACCAGACAGUCGUUUCAUUGCAACUGGAAGCAUUGAUACCAAUGUUAUUAUUUGGGAUGUCAAAAAUAGUGGUGAACAUCCAAUAAUUAUCCGAGGAGCGCAUGCUAUGAGCUCAAUCAAUGGAAUUGCUUGGCUAAGUAGCAAUCAAAUUAUUACAGCUGGACAAGACUCUAUUCUGAAGAUUUGGACAAUUAGCGUGUGA